Molecule: messenger RNA, 832 nt
Organism: Planococcus citri (citrus mealybug)
Lineage: Eukaryota; Metazoa; Arthropoda; Insecta; Hemiptera; Pseudococcidae
Exons: 4
Coding region: 80-775 (231 amino acids)
Source: RefSeq, a predicted model, not a curated record
GUUCGUUUCAUUAGCAGGUAAUUUAAACAGCAAACUAACAAUACCGACUUCAUAAUCAACAACGAAUCACCAUUCAUUAAUGUUGGUGAGAAAAUUCGCACUAAUUUUCAAAACGAGUGUUAGACAGACUGAAUACGAGUGUAUCAUGGAUGGUUCAACGUUGAAUAGAAUCUCAUAUGUUGUAAUAUGCUACAUUCUUGUCGAGUUCUUGUUCUUAAUUUUUGCUGAAAAGCAAAUGUAUCAUCAUUCGAGUGCGGGUGAUUAUUACGUCGAAUGGAAAGCCAUAGGAGCUUGCCCUGCGGAUAAAAGGGGUACUAAUGAAAUUUGGUCAGAUAUUCAUCUUACUAAAAAACAUCGAAAAACAGAACUCGUCGGUAAUCUUACAUUUUUAGUGCCUUUGGAUGAUAAUACUCCUAUGAAGCUUGAUUUUGCCAUACUCGGUUCAAAUGCAGCUUGGUUGCCUAACGCUUACAGCAUGACAUUACCGAAAGGCUGCUCUGGUUUCAUGAGUCUUUUAAGAGAAGGUCUGGUCGAAUACUUGAAAAGUUUUGGAAUGCCUCCGAAGUGUCCCAUGCAAAAAGGUUUCUAUCAAACGAAAGGAUUCGAUCCUGAUAAGCUCUUGUUGAAUCCGUUAAUUCCGAAGCAGUUCAUUUAUGGUCGUUACAAAUUAACUGUAGAAUAUUUUAAUAGGAAAAAUAGUCUUGUAGGAUGUACUUAUUUUGUCCUCGAUAUUCUUCCACUUUGGCAGAAGAAUGAGAAGACAAAAUCGCGAUGAAAAUGAGAAUAGGUGGAACCAUUUUGUGAUUUUCGUAAAUAAAAAAAGUUUCAGAAA